CGGCCACCGCCAUUACAAUAGAACCUUUGAAACGUAGGGUAACACUUUUUUGUAUAAACUAAAAAAAGCGCUGUGUGUAUUGUUGUUGUUUAUUAUGCAUUUGUUUAAACAUAAAAUUGUUAAUUAAAUGUGCGCUACAUGCGCCCGGCAUGUAAUCAAUCGAAACGAUCAAAAUGGGCGGCCACACGAACGAGGGGCGUGGAGAUCGCCUUCCUUCUCCACCGCUGCCCCACCUCCUGCUGCUGCUGUUGUUGUUGCUCUUCCCGAAUCUGACGACGACUGCGAAUGCGACGUCGACAGCGGCAGAGGGGGGUCAGGUGCAGUUGAAUCCGGAAAAGGGACAGUCCCAAAAUCCAGAAUCAUCCAUAUUCACCGGAUCGGGAACCUCGUCAUCAUGCCCACGCAAAUGCAACUGCCGCAAUAUAGCGGAAAACAUACACAGCCUAAAAGUUCGCUGCGAUGGGCAGCAAAUCACCAACUGGCGGGAAUUGGAUUUCGGAGAGGAUGCGACCAGCAUAGUCAGCAUCAAUGCCAGCAAGAAUUCUAUUGCUUUGAUUACCACCGAGGAUUUUAGGAACUUUACGGAACUCAAGCGUUUGGAUCUGUCUUUCAAUCUACUUACCGAGCUGGAUAAAGAUACAUUCGGCAAUAGUCUGAUUCAUUUAGACAAGCUGAAGCUGGCCGGGAAUGCCAUUAGCCAUAUCUAUGAAGGCACCUUCGACCAAAUGCCCAAGCUAAAACUACUAGAUCUGUCUGGAAAUCCCUUGGCCUGUGACUGUGGUUUAAUAUGGUUGAUUGCCUGGUCAAGCAGCCGAGAAGUACGCCUCCAACCGCCUCCGAAAUGUGAUUCCCCCGGAAACUUUCGUGGCAUGCCGUUAAAAAAACUGCGAGUGGGAAAGGAUUUUCAUUGCGAGACACUACUGCAACCACUGCUUGAACUGAUACCCAGCCAGAAUCAGGUGGCUUUUGAGGGCGAUGAACUGCAACUAAAGUGCUAUGCACCACGGGUGGCCAUUGGAGUUCCCAGGGAAAGCGAGGAUCUGCCCACAAAGGCGUACGUGUUCUGGGGAUGGUCAGAGAAGAUACGAGCGAAAAACUCCACCGAGGAUAUUAUUUACCAGGAUCCCACCAAAGUUUUCGGGGAUGUGAACCUGGAGACGGGCCAUUCCACGGACUCUGGCAUCCUUCAAUCUAUUCUUCGUAUUGCCAGCCUCACACAAAAUCAUACAGGAAUGUGGGAUUGUACGUUGCGCAGCCAGCAGGCGAAUCUUUCGCAGGCUAUCGUUCUCCAUGUAGUAGCCAAAGGAACGCUAUACUGUGAAGCUCGCGUGGUGCACACAAACAAAGGCACCUACCACUGGCCCAGGACGAUGCGAGGCGAGACAGUGCUGCAAGAGUGCGUGGAGGAGCCCAGCGAUGCUACCCAAGCACGUCGAGCCUCGCACGAGUGCGGACCGUCGGGUGAAUGGCUUAAUUUGGAUACGGAAAGUUGUGUUUAUGUUAGUGAGACUACACGCAUCCUAGAGCAGUUUGCCAAGGUGAAUCUAACCUUGACGAAAGGUCAAAACGCAUUGGAGAUUGCUCGCCGUUUGCACAACUUUACGCAGGCGCAGACUCAAUUGAAUCGGAUACGAGAUCCAAUGGACCUGGAGUACAUAGCACGAACUUUGGUCAAGUACUUGGAUCAGUUGGAGCAACCACAGCAGCAGCAGGAGAUCAGUCAUCUUUUAAUGGAUAUAGUUUCGCAGCUGCUUAACCUUCCUGCUCAUCUCUUCCGAGCUGCACAAUCGGAGCAAGGAACUGGACAGCGGCUGCUCCAUGUAGUGGAAUCAUCGGCAAUGCGAUUGGCCUUGGCCAGCACCCAAGCAGAACCGCUGCCUGCCGAGAUGAUACCUUGGCGGGGAUCGCUAGCCCAGCAGCGCAACCUUUUCGUGGAGUUCUUCAACAUAAGCUUAGAUGCCUUUGUCAGCUUAUCCUGCGUUUGGCUAGAGCAGAGUCCGCGUGGAUUUCAGUGUAAUAGUGCCAACGAUACGAUACCUAUGUACGAGCAUGGAGAUAUCGAUGCUGCCAUUCAGCUGCCCUACAGCGUGAUUGGAAACAUUUCGACAAGCUCCCCAACUGUCUCGCCAAUUCGUAGUCUCCGUUUGAUGAUCUCGCUGCACAGAAAUGGAAAACUGCUGCCCAAUUUGAGAGGAAGCUACAAUGAAUCCCUGUCUUCCGCCAUCAUAGGUGUACUGGCAUAUAGCAGCGAAGGUGAAGCCGUACAGUUUCGAGCUGAAAACGAGCUAGAUCCGGAAGAGGACGUGUACCAGCAAAGAGUGACUGUGAUGUUAAGGGCUCACCCGUAUCACAAUCCACUGAGUGCGCCGCAGCCUGCCUGGUGGGAUGCGGACGAGCAGCGCUGGGAGACCAGCGUUUGCCAGCAGCACUAUCAGCAUCGCACUUUGGUCAUGUUCAGUUGCAGUCGCACAGGAUAUUAUGGGUUGCUUCAGAGGAGUAUGUAUCUGAACGAUUUUCGCAGUGAGGAAUCGGGCGCCCGAUUUCGGCAUCCACCGGCUGCUGUCUACGCUGGAUGUGGCCUACUCUUUGCCUGCUGUGCCUUUAACGCAGUGACUUUUGCUGUUUUCGGCAGAGCUGUUCGGAUCAACAGGGUACAGCGGCAUGCUCUGGUUAACACCUGGUUGGCACUGGGUGCACUGGCUCUUGCUUUCUCCCUGGGAAUCUAUCAAACCGCCAGCCAACCGCAAUGCCGUCUACUGGGAUUGUUGAUGCACUAUCUCGGCUUGUGCGUUUUGCUUUGGGUUUGUGUGAGUCUCAGUAGCAUGUACAAACGGCUGACCAAGACGACGACAUCGGGACAAGGACAAUGCCAGGGCCAGGAUAUGGAUCCGCAGAGGGAACGAGAACGCAAACCCAUACUGGGCAUUUAUCUGGUUGGCUGGGGCAUAGCCCUCCUCAUCUGUGGCAUCAGCAGUGCGGUAAAUCUGGCGGAAUAUGCCUCUUACGACUUUUGUUUCCUGCACAGUGCCACUACUUUAAAUGCUCUGCUUGUGCCAGCCGUUAUUCUCGUAAUCUUCUGUGGUAUUUUGGCUCUGUGCAUCUAUUAUCAACUGAGUCAGCAAGCGGUAAAUGUGCUCCAACUACAAAUGCAACAGCAGCAGCAUCGUCAGUAUUCGGAUAACAACACACAGGCAACGGAGCACAUCGAUCUGGAUUGGUUGGAUGCGAAUGGCAGUGCCACCACAGCUGCAAUUGGAGGAGGUUCUGGCAAUCACGGUGGUCGCAAGGAUCAGGAUCACAUGCAGGAGCAAUACAGUACGCUAAGUAAUCCUCUAAGCAGCAUCGUGGACGAUUUUGAGCGCUCGAAUCUUUCCCAUUUGCGUGGACACUUCAUUUUCCUAGUUUUGUACGCUGGCGCAUGGCUAUCCGCCGCUGCUUAUGUAAAUGGUGGGCAAGAACUGUAUGUUAUAUCCUUUGCCGGCUGCUGUUCAUGUCUUGGCAUUUUCCUGCUGAUUUUCUACAACCUGAGCCGAAACGAUGCCCGUCAGGCUUGGUCGCAAGGCAGGGAUGGACGCAAUAGACCUGCAAAACUGGUGACCUACAAUAAUGGCAGCCAGGCGCGGGGUGCACAUCAAUCGGGAAUGAUGCCUGGACCCGGAACGGCCAUGAUCAGCAACUCCAUUGUAGCCUAUAAGGCAAAUCCUGGACCUGGCAGCUUGUACGAGGCAAACAACUCGGCGGGAUCACGUUCGAAUAGCCAGUGUUCGAGGAGCAUGCGCAGCCAGACUAGAAGUCAAACGAGGAGCCAGCAGGAGCAGCUUCUACAGGCCAACGGAGCAGGUGGCGUUACUAUAAUUAACAACACCAGCGGCCAACAGGGAGCAGGCGCUGGAGCAGCAGCUGGCGGAGUGUCUGGCUCUGGAGGAGGAGCAGUACCACCGCACAGUCUAAAUGCUCUGCUUCAUGGUUCCAGUCACGACCUUAUACCCUCUGCGGAGAUCUUCUACAAUCCCAAUCAGAUCAACGUAGCCCGUAAGUUCUUCAAGAAACAGAAGCGCUUGGCGAAGCGUAACAAUUUCGAGCUUCAACGCCAGACGAUGCCGCAGAUGCAGCUCCAGAUGCAGAUGCAAAUGCAGCUCCACAGCCAGCACAGUUUGAGCGAUGCCAGUUCGGAGCAGCUGUACAGUAGGCAUCACAACGCCAUGACCCUACUGGCGGGCGGUAGCAAGAUAAAUAACACCAAUCUGCAUUACAAGAACCAGGGCUCGCCCAUGGCAGGAGCUCCCAAGGAACACGGAAUGGGUAUGAGUUCUGGUGGCGAUUCCAUGCAGUUUAAACGCUUUGUGCCCGCUAGCGCCUCAUCGGCGUCUAAGAUCAUGCAAGCCAAUAUUUACACAAACAUCCCGGAGACAUUGACUCCCCAGCAUGAGGUAAUCAAACUGAGAGCCAAUGGACGUACUAGAACACCUUCCCUUUUGGAUGAAACGCUGCAUGAGCAGGAUGACGAUGAAGAAGAAGAAGAGGAGCAUGCUCAGGCGCCGCCAACGGUCGAAGAGCAAGAGCCUGAGCUAGAGGAGGAAGAUGCCAGUUCUUUGGACGAACAUGCUCCGUUGUAUGCCAAUACUUUGCCACCAGCUAGCGGGAUGAACAGUCUAUUCCGAAACCGAGGACCAUCCCAUCAACCCAUCAGUUCCACGCCUGUCAAGCAACCCAGUUUGGAGGCCAUGAAUAGUUUGGGCCUGCCGGAAAUCAGCCUAGAGGAACCCCUUCUCCAGAAGCACGAGAUAUAUGUAUCCAAUUCGCUGCAGGUUACCACCAGCAACAGUAUCCAGCUGGACGAUGACUUUCCCAGUGUCCUAAUCCGCUUCAGUCAACAGCAGCAGUCCAAAUCGCUGAACAAUAUAAGUGAAAUGCUAGCUGGCAGUGGUGGCGUAAACUCAACUGGUUUGGAUAACCUAGGCGAACAGGAAGAAUCCAGCCAGCUGUCUGUUAACGAGGCCAGCACACUCGAGGAACAGCAAAUGCGCCAGGUGUACUCCUGCUCCAGCAGCAAUCUCAGCCAGCUAAAGGCACAUCUUCCGACGUCGUCGGUGGAUGCGGAGGACGAUGGUCGCCUGCUAUCCGGCAGUCCAACGAAUGAGAGCGAUCUAAACUACCAGAACUCGGAGAUCAGCAUCCGAAGUCAUGGACUAUAUGCUCCACAGGCGGAUAACGAUCUGAAUUUAACACUAACCGAUGAUUUCCGCUGCUAUCAAUCCUCAAAUGCCAGCGAUGCGGAUGUGGAUGUGUUGAAUGAGUUCGACGAUGAGUUUGUGGCCGCCACGGGAGGUGAAAGGGUGGCAGGAGAUCCUGAACAGGAUCAUCAUCACGAUCACGACCAAGACACUUCCAUCGAUGAGCUGUACGAGGCCAUUAAAUGCCGCAGUCCUAUGAGGAGCAAGCAGGAGGUCGUCGAGCGUUUCGAAAGAGAAAGAGAGCGAGAACGUGAGAAAGAGAUGGAAGCAAAGCCGCUUAGCAAUUCCCACAACGAAAAUCUCAAUGAGACGAUAGAGGAUGAUAGCAGCCAGAGCAGCGUGAUCUCGUACAUCGAUCCCAGGGCAGCCAACGAGCCACGCCCCUUUCCCAGCUAGCUCAACCCACUCAGCCCACCCCUAGUUAGAUGUAUAUAGAAUAUAUACAAAAUGUAUAACACACCCACAAACUCCAACCGCCUCCGCGCUUGGCCGGCAAACAAAAAGUUCACGUGCCAAUGCCAAAGUAUUCCUGUAUCAAGUUUUGUACCCAACCCACUGACACUCUUCGAUAUAUAUUUAUAUGUAUUAUAUAUAUAUCUGGAGUGCUAAUAUCUUAAGUUCAUCCACUCAAAAUCCAGCUAACUGAACUUGUAAUUAUAGUAAGUCGAACCCUAUUUAUUAUGACUAGUAUUACUCCACUAAACUCACCCAGUUUCACAUUCACCGGAGAAAAUUUCAUCCAAACAGAGUUCAUUAGCUGGUCACUAAAUCGCUAGAUCGUUUAACAUUUCAUCACAAUGAUUAGGUAUCACCACAACCCCAUCCCAAAGUCCUAUACACAUUAAAUAAGUUUUAAAUUUUGGUAAAGCAAAAUGCAUUUAAAUGUAGGCUAAGUUUAUAUUUAGAUAUAAAUAAAUCAAAUGUUCACUUAUAAAAACUGUCCUUAAUGGAUAUUUGGAAGUUAAAGAAUUAAUCUUUCCCCAUAACAAACUCAUGAACUUUAAAGUUUAUAAAGAGA
Drosophila eugracilis is the source of this 6252-nucleotide messenger RNA. It is a transcript of the gene Remo, whose product is annotated as adhesion G protein-coupled receptor A3. Gene Ontology annotation, molecular function: protein binding; G protein-coupled receptor activity. Lineage: Eukaryota; Metazoa; Arthropoda; Insecta; Diptera; Drosophilidae. Gene Ontology annotation, cellular component: plasma membrane. Gene Ontology annotation, biological process: cell surface receptor signaling pathway; G protein-coupled receptor signaling pathway. The transcript has 3 exons. The record is from RefSeq and is a predicted model, not a curated record. Bases 174 to 5630 code for a protein of 1818 amino acids.